Molecule: messenger RNA, 1299 nt
Organism: Metarhizium robertsii ARSEF 23
Lineage: Eukaryota; Fungi; Ascomycota; Sordariomycetes; Hypocreales; Clavicipitaceae
Product: Aflatoxin biosynthesis regulatory protein
Exons: 1
Coding region: 1-1299 (432 amino acids)
Biological process (GO): aflatoxin biosynthetic process; regulation of DNA-templated transcription
Cellular component (GO): nucleus
Molecular function (GO): zinc ion binding; DNA binding; DNA-binding transcription factor activity, RNA polymerase II-specific
Source: RefSeq, a predicted model, not a curated record
AUGACGACAGCGACUAUAGCAAUGGCAGUCAAACUCAGAGAUAGCUGUCACGCUUGUGCCUCAUCGAAGCUCCGAUGUUCCAAGGAGAAACCGACGUGUUCACGGUGCGCCAAGAGAGGCAAGGUAUGCGAGUAUUUUGCUACACGACGGGCCGGGAGAAAACAUGCGAGAAAAUCGACAACUCGGCCAAGCACGGUACCAUCUCUCCCCACGCCGUCGCCAACCUUGAUGCAGCCGUCCAAAGGCACCACUCCGGCAUCAGGCACAAUUCAAGUAUUCCUGGAUCAGUAUCAUGGCAACUAUGCUGAUUCUAUACCAAGUCCCAUUGCCUCGGCCGAAACGCCACUCUUGAGCGAGCCAACUCCCGCCGCCACGGACAUGAAUUUCGACGACUGCUUUGCCUCGCCUAUAGAUAUAUGCGUCUCGGGAGGGCCAGACGCCUGCAGUCACCCAGAGGACUACCUCGGAUCGUGGGAUCUGAGUUACUCGCUCGAUCCGACAACUCUCUGGACCGAGGUGCCCGACAAGUCGACUUCGCUUCUUGAUGACGCAUUACAAGUAUCCCCCAACCACCUUGGACCGCAGGCUUCGCUCUCCAUGCCGCAGUCAGCGGCAAGUUGGCAGCAGCAACAAGGACAACAAGAGUUGAAGGCGACGCUUCAAGGGUCCUCGUGCGACUGCCUCAACCAAACUCUCGCGCUCUUGAGCCAACUUUUCCAGACUUCUACCACUGCGGCUUCUGGCUCCAGUUCUCCGACCGGAGGCCAAGCAGGAGCUUCCAGAAGCAGUCGACCCUCGCCCUGCCCCCUCAACGGCUCCUUCGCAGACAGUGAGCAUGCCAUCGAGUCCAUCGACACCAUGCUGCAGUGUCCCUGCGCCCAGGACGGCUAUCUACUCGCCCUCAUGUCGCUCAUUGUGUUCAAGGCGCUGGCCUGGUACGAGAACGCGGCCCGACAACCACCCGGGAGAGCCGACCCGGUGGACAGCAUCAGCAAGGCGGGCGGUCUUGAUGACGGCAGCCACCAGAGCAGGCUGGCGGCGCAGUCUGUUCUCGGCAAACUCUAUCGAGUGCAGGGACUCAUCAACACCAUAUCGCAGCGGCUCAAGGCGCGGAAUCACCAGGGGGCACUAGACGUGGCAUCAAACAAUUCACUUGCGAGGGACAGGCGAGAGGCAAGCGGUGGCGACGGUGCGACACUGCCCUUUUCUGCUGCUCUUCUUGACCAACUAGAGGUGGAUCUUCGCAGACGAGUGCGGGCUGUAUCAUCUUGUGUUGUAGAUAUUUUACGGCAUUCAUAG